Molecule: messenger RNA, 1530 nt
Organism: Darwinula stevensoni
Lineage: Eukaryota; Metazoa; Arthropoda; Ostracoda; Podocopida; Darwinulidae
Source: the annotation of a GenBank genome assembly
AUGGAAUUACCCGAUUUUCCACUUUUGCUCGCGCCAAUGGAAGAUGUGAGCGACCCACCUUUUCGUGCCGUGUGCAAAGAAAAUGGUGCAGACCUCAUGUACACCGAGUUUAUCUCCACCGAAGGACUCAUUCGCGAUGCGAUUAAAAGCCGACAAAAGCUAGAUAUUUUUGAUUACGAACGUCCUGUGGGUAUUCAAAUAUUUGGUGGCGACGAAGAAGCAAUGGCACUUUCGGCAAAAAUUGUAGAUGCAACUCAACCCGAUUUGUUAGACAUUAAUUUUGGAUGUCCGGUGAAGAAAGUAGUGUGCAAAGGUGCAGGAGCCGCUGUGCUGAAAGAUAUAGAUUUGAUGGUACGCCUUACCAAGGCCUGUGUGGACAAUACUAGUUUGCCUGUGACUGUAAAAACCCGCCUCGGUUGGGAUGAUAAUUCUAAAAAUAUUGAAGAAGUAGCUGAGCGAUUGCAAGAUGUCGGCAUCAGCGCAUUAAGCAUUCAUGGGCGCACCCGAGCGCAAUUGUACAAAGGCGAUGCAGAUUGGACACUCAUUGCCAAAGUGAAAAAUAAUCCCCGUAUCAAAAUUCCGAUUUUUGGGAAUGGCGAUAUUGACAGUCCUCAAAAGGCAAAAGAAUACAAAGAACGAUAUGGUGUAGAUGGCAUUAUGAUUGGACGUGCUGCUAUAGGCUAUCCUUGGAUAUUUAGAGAAAUCAAACAUUAUCUUGCUACCGGCGAAACCCUUGCUGCACCUAGCAUUAAUGAGCGCGUAAAUGCCUGUCGUAAACAUCUUGAAGGCUCUAUCAAAUGGAAAGGAGAGAAACUCGGAAUCCUCGAAAUGCGCCGACAUUAUGCCAAUUACCUCCGUGGCUUAUCUCAUGUCAAAGAAUACCGUAGCAGAUUGCCCGAAACUGAAGAAGAAGAUUAUAUACUCAGCCUCCGCAAAGCCUUGACAGGCGAGGCAUUAUCCUACGAAAUUGCUCCUUCUGACUACAAUAGAAUGGGCGAAGUUGAAGCAGUUGUUGUUGGUGAUAAAGGGCAAAGCCCCGAUUUUUUGUACAUCGGCUGCUCUGAUAGCCGAGUGACAGCCGAAGAUUUGAUGGGGGUUGGACCAGGAGAAGUGUUUAUUCAUCGCAAUAUUGCCAAUAUGGUAGUGAGCAUUGAUAUGAAUGUGAUGAGCGUGAUUAACUAUGCAGUAAGGCAUCUUAAGGUAAAGCAUAUCAUCGUGUGCGGACACUAUUCCUGCGGAGGGGUAAAAGCCGCUAUGCAACCACAGGAUAUGGGCAUUCUAAACCCUUGGCUCAGAAAUAUCAGAGAUGUUUAUCGUACACACAAGGAUGAAUUAAACGCAAUUGAAAGCGAAGAAGCACGAUACGAUAGUCGGGAGACUGCUGUGACCCACGACCUUUUGGCUCUGCUGUUUAGCUACGCCCCAAACUACGCCGAGCGGGGGCUUAAAAUACAAUUGCUUUGCGGAUCAGGAGAGGCAAAUAUGCGGCCCUUUGGAAAAUGUCGAAUAGCGGCUUCUAUUCCCGGAUAA